AUGCUUAAGAUGCAGGAGGGGGGCAGUGCCAGGGCAUCCCACAGGGUCUUCAGCGUCCUGGACCGCUUACUUCUCACUCAUCCCGUGUGGCUGCAGCUUGCACUCAACCAGGAAUCUGCUGUUUACAUCCUGCUACGGGAGCCUGUGGGGACCUUUUUAGUUCGUAAGUGCAGUUCGAGUCAGAGGAAAGUGCUGUGUUUGAGAGUGACAUCAGACAGAAGCGCCUCGUCAGUGAAAGAGUGCUUCAUCUGUGAGGAGGACUCCACCUUUGCUUUGGAGAGCUCAGCACUCAGCUUCCCCGACCUGUGUCGCCUGGUGGCCUUCUACUGUAUCAGCAGAGAUGUGCUCCCGUUUCCACUGAAGCUCCCAGAUGCUAUCGCCAAAGCCACAACACACAGACAGCUGGAAGUUAUCUCCCACAUGGGACAAGAUUUCUGGAGUUCCCCAAAUGCCUCGGAGAUUCAGAAUGGCCCGGUUGAGCAGGGCCCCUCCACCAGCAGCACUCUGAAGAGCGUGAACCAGGACUGGAACCUGAACAUGACCCGAGGCAGACAGGGCAAACUCUGCUUCAUCAACCCACUCUUCCUACAGCUGGAGGUCUUAAAGCAGCAGCAGCAACAGCAGCAGCUAGUAAACCACAGCGCCUCCAACAAACGGCACAGGUUUAAACGCAGCAUGAGACUGAGGCUAUCCGAGUCGUCCAUGAACCUGUCUCUCGAGGGAGGGUCCUUCUCUCCACCAAUGUCCGAGGAUCAGGACGGCGCAGGGGGAAUGCAAAAGCCUAACCCGCAGAGGAGGCUCCACUCUGGGGCAGGAGUACUGAGGAGGACCCCUGCUGUGUCCCCUGGCUCUGCGGAAGAGGAUGAUAUGAUGGCUGUACAUACAACACAAGCAGGUAAAGCAGAUGAACCCCCCACACCCCCUCCUUCCGCUCCAGUGGGACAGUCCAGCACUGAGGUGUCGGCUCUGGCCUUGGAGAGACGCCCCGCCCCCUCUCUGGCCGAAUUGGACAGCAGCAGCUCCUUCAGCAGCAUGGACUCCGACUCAGAUUCUGAAACCAUGUCCCAAAUGCAGGCACAGAGCUCACAGCGCCCCCCUCUGGUGCGCUCCAGGGGCCGCGGCGGGAUGCAUAGAAUGAGCGAGGCGUUUGUGUGUUUCUUUGCUCCAGAUAAGCGUUUGACCAGGCUGGUGGAGGAGUUGUCCAGGGAUAGGCGGUCCACGUUUGGGGGCAUGGUUCAGGACUUUCUGCUGACUCAAAGGGAGGCGCUGAAGAGUCUGGUGUCAUCGUCUGCUCCUCGUGUGACGUCAGUGCAGCUCCUUCAGGGCAUGAGGAUGUUUCUGUCCCAGGCCAAGUGCUGCCUGCUGGACAGUGGAGAGCUGGAGCCCCCCAUAGAGACACUGGUGCCUGAGCAUGAAACGGACCUUGCCCUGGAGCGUGCCAUGUUUUCCUGUGUGCUCCGACCUCUUCGCUCUCACCUCAAAAAGGCCCUGCUGACCCUCCACGACCAGGACGGGUCCAGCCAGCGUGUGUCCCAGAACAUGGUACAUCUGAAGGGGGAGGGGGCAAUGGCCAAGCUGGGGGUCCGCACUGGGGUUCCAGACAGCAGAGAGGUGGAGAGGGUCAAACAGAAGCUGACUGUAAUGCACCGAACACACUCACCCAUAGACAAAGUGCUGCUACUUCUGCAGAUCUGCAAAUGUGUGCACAAAGCUAUGGGCAUUCCACAUGGACAGGAAGUGAGCUGGGAUGACUUCCUGCCGUCUCUGUCAUAUGUGAUUGUUGAGUGUAACCGGCCUCAGCUCCUUAUAGAUGUGGAGUUCAUGAUGGAGCUGCUGGAGCCCUCGUGGCUCGGAGGAGAAGGGGGGUACUACCUGACUAGUGUGUACGCCAGCCUGUGUCUGAUCCAGACCUGGGACCGAGAGAAGCCUUUGGGGGGGUUCAUGACACCCCAAGCCCAGGAGGCACUGCAGGAGUGGAGCAGUCGACGGAGCAGAGAGGCCCAGAGGCACAAGGACAACCAACACAACCAGAGGUGCGUUCGGAUACUGUUCCAGGACGGGGAUCGUAGUGCGGUGCGGACCUUGCAGUGGAGGGCGGGGGAGACGAGCCAGGCGUUGGCCCAGCUGUGCGCCUCCACAUUUGGGGUGUCCGAUCCUCAGCAGUACACCCUGUUCUGGAGGAGCGGGGGCGAGAUGAGAGCCCUCCCACCCCAGGCCCAACCACAGGACCUGGCCAGUCAUAGCGAAGGGGGUCCCUCUCUGUCCUACCUGCGCACGGACCACGACUUCAGCAAGAUGCGGCGGCUCACCAGAGGGGGCGCUGUGGACCUGAGCGAAUCUGUGUGUGAGGAGUGAGCGGGAAGACAAGAAGACAACAGUGUUUUUCUUCAUUUUUCUGAAUCCAAUCUUGCGUCAAAACUUUUCAAACUACGCUCCAAUGGGGCAGAGAAGAACGGAUCCAGCAAAUAGACUAAUGCCAAAAGUUGUGGCUGCUUUUGUACAGGGCUGUAUACACUAUUUGUGACCUGGAAAUGUGUAAUAACUGUUUUUUGGUUGUUGCUUGAACCCAAGAGGAUACACUGACAGGAUUACAUCACUAAAAAUGGACGAGGCUCCUGUCCAAAGACAGUUUCUGUGAGACUGUUGCCUGGAAACAGAAUCUACUUCCUGUUCGCUUGGUGAAAAGGCUAACGGUGUGUGUGAUGUAACCCUCUCACUGUAUACCUCCUCUGGAUCUUUUAUUACUUUCAUUACUUUUUUCUGUCAGAAUAUUUUUGGAUGAAGUUGAUCAGCAAACCCAUGUGUGCCCUUUGGAGAUAUACAUACAGUAUUGUGCAAAAGUCUACACAAAAUCUUAAGGAAACUGAAAUAUAUAGUCAAACUUUAAAGAUUUUAAGGAGUAAAUGCUUUUUCCAUUGAGCCACAGAGGUAUAAAAAUAUAAAGGAAUCUAGUGAAAAUAAUAAUUAGUUUUUUAGAUAAGUGAUAAUUUUCUUAAAAUAUCAAUCUUGACUGUAACAAUUAUUGCAUUUUCCUUUCCUUUCUGUUAAACUUAGUACAAGAACGGAUCCAAAAUUGGAGAGAGAGGAAUAAAUGCUUUAAUUUGAAUUAUAGACAAGAAUAACUUUCUAGGAAAAAUGGUUAUAUAAAAAGUAUAAUAUAAAUGCAAAAAUUAACACAUGGAAAAAAAUCAGAGGCAGAUGGUCCUUAAUUAAGCUUUACCGCACUGUGAAACAAUGGUCUGGUAGAGUCUUGUGGCAGAGCUGCUCCUUAAAUAGUGAUGGCACACAGGCGUGGUGGGCGGACCUUGAGGUGGAGCUCCAGCCUGCAGGUGACCAGGGAAACAUGGCACAGUGGAAUGGACUCACACAAGCCAGCCAUAACACUUUCUGUUCCUAAAUCAUCUUUGUCUAUGAAAUUUCACUGGUGCACAAAAAAGUGUUUACACCAUCUCUCAUGCACCUGUCUCCAAAACUGUAGUAAUAUGCACUGUGUAACUUUUAUUGCCCACCACCUGCUUCCAUAUAAAUAUGUCAGUGGAUUGUCUGGAAUGUCACAGUAUAAUAAUAUCUAUCUUGCAUUUAUUCAAUUACAGCCAUGAUUGUUUUGCUACCUGCUGUUUUCCAUGGAGAUUAAGAGAUUUUAUGCCAUACUGUGGAACAUUCCUGGCAAAAAAAACUAAACAAAAAACUCCUCACGGAGACAGGAAGUUUUUGGACCCUCCACUAGAAAAGUUACACCUUUAAAAACAACUAUUAGACCAAAAAUCUUAUCUAAGCCCCCUUGAUCAACAACAGUUUUACCCUGCACCAAGAACUUUGCACAAAACUGUACAACUUUGAGUAUUUUAAUAAUGAAAGAAAUUACCAAACCUCCAAAAACCAAAGUGAUGGAUGAAAAGUGGCCAUUUUGUGACACAGCACCUGUUAACUCAGUGAGCAAGUUGGUUUUAAUAGCUCAAAAAGAAGUUUAUUUUUGAAAUCGCCCACACAGAUGAGUUUAUUUUUACUUUUACCGAAUACGAGCUGCGACCCUCCUCCCACCUGCGCGAGUAUUAAGUGUUGUUGGCAGGUGCCUAAUGGGAGAGUGGGCGGCAAGCGACCGAAAUGCAUCAGCCGCUUUUACUUCAAACCAAGAAAACCUGCAUUUCUGAAUGACUUGUGAAUGUAUUCUAAUGUAUUUUUCUGUGUCGAGAGUUUAAUACUUACAAAAUUGCAAUCAUAUUUAUUUAUGAACGAGUGUAUGUACUGUGCAAAAGUCUUAGACAGAUUAAAAAUGACAAACAAACAAUUAUGAAAACUACAUAAGUAGAUGCACUUAGAUAGUAUCUCUCAGUACUAGAAAUAAAUAUUUGAGCUGCUAAACCCUUAUCUUACCAGAUGUUGAAAAAUUUAGUAAAGCUGAUCUGAUCUGGUUGGUUCAAUCCCAGUUUCAACCAAUAUACAACUAGAGCUCUUAGGCAAGGCACUCAAAUUUUCUUCAAAAGUAUGUUGAAUCAGUGAUUGGUGGUAGUUGUAGAGACAGUAACCUCAAAUUGAUAAGUACUUCUAUGUCAGUGUGUAACUGUGGCGACAAAAAUAACUUGUGAAUGAAUACUGCAAUGUAAAGUGACUUGACCCAAAAGUGCUACUCUAAUCCAGGGAUGGUCUGACAGAUAUUUUCUUUCUCAACAUAAAUAUUUGAAUCUAUGGUUGUAGUUAAAUUCACAAAUUAUGCUCUUGUAGAAAUAUAACAGAAUUCAUUUUCUCAUAAUUUGUUUAUGUACUUCUUAUGAUCAUUGUGUAAACAAUUCAGUUUCAUUGCUCUUCUAUUUCCAUAAUAAAUAGAAAUACAUAUUUACAGACACCAAUAUGUCACCAAUAUGUCAGUAUGUCACUUUUCCCUCUUAAUCCAAUGCAUAAUUAUUCUAUAUUAGCUAAAUUAAAUUUUGCCACUUCACUUAUCGUAUCUCUUUGUAUACUAUAGACUCCAUUAAAACAUAAGUUGACUAAACAUCAAAAUCAGAAAAGGUCUUUACCCAUUAUACUUAAUAGACAAUUUAAAAAAAAAAAACAUAAUUUUUUUCUCCCCUCUCUAAGACUUUUGCACUGCACUGUAACUGUACAAUUGGACCAACAAACCAGAGCCUUUCUGCGUCUGGCUGAAUGUACAUGAUAACACCACUUUUCUGGUGUCCUGCUGCAGCUCAUCUGACUGUUUCUUGUUUCAUCAAAGACCACACUGCAAAAACUCUAUAUCCUGCAUUGGUCAAAAUUACUUGAAUAUUCUAUAAUAUCUAUAUCUUAACAUUGGGUUCACAUUAUAGAAUUUGAUAUCAUAGCUUCAGAUAGAGGGCAGAGACUUAUAUAACUGUAUGGGAGAUUAAAAUGAAAGAAAUGUCCAAACUUAUGAUCCACAAUUGUUGAAUUGUGUCAUUAUUUGGAAUUGGUACCACUUUCUGAAACUAAUAUGAGGAAAAAAAAUGUCUUUUGUUUAUUUAUACUGAGUUAGCUUUAACUUUGUGCCAAUUUUUGUUUUAUGUGAACAAUUUUAAACUAGGGAUUUAAGAAUCUUGUGAUGGUCACCUGAAUGCAACCAAUUCUAUGGUGGAAUUUUUCAUUUAAGUGUCCUGGUUUAUAGCUAAUAUCUCUGUAGUAACUGGGUCUAUGCAUGUGAAACAGAAACUGGCAAAAAGCUCAAUGUCUUCUCUGCAUAUAUGAACCAUGUUGAAAGCAUUUAUUUUACACCGAAGCGAACAGUGGUGGCAUUAUUUUUAAAAAUGCAUCGUAAUUGUAAAUUGAAAAGACUUUAAACCAUAACAUUAAUUAACAUUAAUCAAUUUUUAGACCCAAUUUUUGUCAUUUGUCUGUUUUGAGUUUUGAUAUUUCUUUCAAAAACAACGAGUCUCCAUUAGAGUUAUUUAAACCACUGCUCUCCAUCUGAAAUUAUGACAUAACCAAAUUCCAGAACGUGAAUGCAACCAUGAAUUUAAGUAAUUUUAACUAAUCUAGAUAUUUUUGGCAAUGCAUAUAGUGUAUUUAAUCUACUUUGACUUGUUGCAUUUGUUGGCUAGAUAUCAAAUCAGAGUAUGAUUGCUGUUAAGGGGCUACAGUGUGUGGCCCGUUAAUAUGUUUUGAAGGAAAUUGCAUGCUUUCUCAUUGAUGUGAAGGUUCUGCGAAUGUGGUGUGUGUGUAUGAAGCAUGUGUUACUUGUGAGAGCUCACUAUUUUUCAGUGUAAAAACACAUGACUGUAUUUUGUCAGGUAAUUCAGUAUCGCAAUAAAGACUAUUGCUAUAUUUG
This is a messenger RNA of Periophthalmus magnuspinnatus, 6277 nucleotides long. RefSeq names its product Ras and Rab interactor 1b (gene rin1b). NCBI's taxonomy places the organism in Eukaryota, Metazoa, Chordata, Actinopteri, Gobiiformes, Gobiidae. Gene Ontology annotation, cellular component: cytosol; endocytic vesicle. The transcript is spliced from 12 exons. Gene Ontology annotation, biological process: vesicle-mediated transport. Gene Ontology annotation, molecular function: small GTPase binding; guanyl-nucleotide exchange factor activity. The record is from RefSeq and is a predicted model, not a curated record. Bases 1 to 2355 code for a protein of 784 amino acids.